CGUCCAAACGUACGGCUCGAGGCUCAUCUCACCAUCGGCUGGGUUGGCUGAUAGACAACGGUUCCUGGUCACACCUAGGCCCCGUUGAACAGUGCAAUUGGCCUUGACUCCAGAUACUCGGCAUCCUUGGACUUUGCUCUACCAUAACCAUCUCUGUUAAUCUGCCUUGAGGUACCCCGCGAUCUGGCUCUACCUGUCGGGGCGGCGAGUGCCAUCGCCUCCGGGGGACUGCUGUGAAUCUUUCCUGGCACUACAUUCGAUAUAAAAGUUACAGGCGUUGCCUGUGGUCAGCAAGAUGUCUGGUCUUGAGGUCGUCGCUGCUGUGUCCGCUGUGAUAUCCGCGUUCCAUGGCGGGUCGGAGCUGCUCAAGCAUAUCAAAACGAAGCGUCGCACGCGCAAAGCCCGCGAUCAGGCCCAACAAGAAUUCGAGGAAAAGCAACUGCAGGAGUCUCUUGUGACAGGAGAGCAACAAAUCGGCUUUCGAUAUACACAGGACAUGAGGGAGCUGGGUGAUCUUAUGCGUGUUGGUGAUGUUGUGGCCCGGGAUCGCCUCUUCCAUAUUGCUAUUACACUGCAAGCCGAAGUCAUUCGCAGCUUGCAGAUGGCAUGCCAACACGAAACUGCCGUACUCAAUUUACGCCUGCUCCAUGAGGCAUCCAUCAUGAACAGGAAAGAUACGUUUUCUACCUUGGACGAGCUGAAACAAAGGAUCCUGAUUACUAGACCCAUGGCGCGACAAUUGCAGGGUGCACCUGAAGGCUUAGGGUCACGACAUUCGACGGCGACUGUGCAAACGAUGCUCACGAACAACUACAGACCAUUGAGUCCCAUACCGGAUAACUACAUCCCGCCAGCUGUUACUCUACCCCCGCAGGGAGAUUCUCCAAGCUCAAAGCACGGCUUAACUGAGUAUUUUCGGUCAAGGCGCAAGAACAGCACAUCUGCGCCAAAAUCGAACUCAUCUACACAACCUACCAAUAUCAACUCCAGCGAAGCGCUAGAACAUCUUGUCAGAUCAAGAGGAGGAGACCGCGCCGUCAUCAUGAAAGACAUCGAUGAGAUGAUCAGCUCUUAUAGAGGCCUACAUGUGAGCAACCAGCCAAGCGACUCGUGGGGUAACAACAGGUACAGUGGAGGUUACGGCUCACCAACACCAGAGGAAUACGGAGCGGGGAGCCUACUAGGCUAUCCUGCUUUCAAUCACAACCUAGACCCACACCAAGAGCAUCAUCUCUACAACCAUCAAAACGCAGCAGCAAAGAAUCCGUUUCCUCACAUGCAAACGCAAACAUCAAAGUCUCGAUGGUCGGACGCCUCGGCAUCUAGCUCCACAUUCUCAGACUCUACAUCGAUCAAUCGCAACAGCUCCAAUUCGUCACAGGGCUCAAAUGCGAAUACUCCUCCACUACCCCAAGAUUUUCAGUCGCUUUCUAUGAGUUCUAGCCUUCCACCUCAACCCCGGUUGGCUCAGCAGAACGUAUCUUACCAACAUCACGAUGAAGACCAUCGAGUUCCCUAUGCUCCGCUAGAAGAACGAUAUCCUUCUCCCAUUGCACCACUUGCACCCCAACGCGCAGCAAGUCAAACUAGCGUAUCACCGCAAGCUUCUCCACGGUUGAACUCACCAGCCAGUGCGCCUGCGCCAAUUCAUUCACGUGAGGCCCUUAGUCUGCCAGUGCCCAAGCCGUGGCCUGGUAGCCAGCAGCAUCGAGAUUCGUCCCCCGUAACACCGUAUGCGCCGCCCAUGGAGGAAGAACAGGCAAAUGUAACCAAGCCAGUGUAUCCCCAGUAUCAACUCGGACAACCCAUCGCACCCGACGCUUCAAGUCUGCACAGCAGCAAGAGCGCGCGCACCAUAACACCGUCUGGAUUCGCCGCCGUAGCAGCAGCAGCCACCUCCCUAGGCACAGCACCCGCCCUCGCUGGCCUCCGGCACACCAGCAUAGCCGCCUCGAUAGCCUCGACCGACAGCAGCGGCUCAGGCUCCAUCGGCAUCCUGCCCGGCUCGCGCAUGCGCCACACGAUCCGGUCCGACACGAUCCAAAGCGGGCCCGCGGGCCAGGAGAAGAUGAUGGACGGCCGCCCCUGCAAAGACAACAACUACUGGGGCUUCUGCAAAGGCGCCUGGGCCGUCCGCGAGGACGUGAAAAAGGGCCUUGCUAUCCGCACCCAGCCGUCCGGCUUGUACAACACCAAGCAGAUCUGGGAAUGCACUUCGUGCACUUUCAAAGGCGACACGUUUACCACGCCGCAUCCGACCAAGAAGAGUAAAACCGAAACCGUGGUCGAUCAGCGUAUUUAUGUUUCCAUGGCCGGCAUCCGCUAUCGCUGGAUCUUCCUGGCCAAGAGCCAUGUUAAGAAGAAGGCGGGCGAUUGCUUCAAUAGCGACGAGGGCAAUUAUGGGUGUGUGCUGUGUAGUGUCGAGGGGAACGUGACCGGUGUGUAUGGCGGGUUGGAGACGCUGAUGAAUCAUAUUGCCCUGACGCACGUGGCAGAUAUGAGUGAGCAGACGAGGAGAAAGGUCAAUUGUAUAUUGGGUCGGGUGGCUGGGCCGGGCGAGGCGUGGGAUAUCAAUGUGCCCAUCUUUUCGCAGGUGGAGGAGUUGGCGGCCUGAGGUAGUGAAGUUUGGAAUGGCUGUCAUCUUGGCGAACAUGCUUGAGGCUUGUAGGAGUUUGGUAUUGGUGUUUUUGUGUUAGGCUGGUUUGGAUACCCUUUGAAUACUUUUCUUGCUCAAAAAUAUACAUGUCACUACCUUCGAUAUUGGCCAGAACGUGAACAAGGCUGGUUCGAAGAGUUCGUUCUGCCUACUCAGUGCUUCCCACGUUGACACGAAUACAGUGAUUUGAAG
Messenger RNA from Cucurbitaria berberidis CBS 394.84, 2848 nucleotides. RefSeq lists its product as uncharacterized. The transcript has 3 exons. Bases 296 to 2614 code for a protein of 772 amino acids. The record is from RefSeq and is a predicted model, not a curated record. NCBI's taxonomy places the organism in Eukaryota, Fungi, Ascomycota, Dothideomycetes, Pleosporales, Cucurbitariaceae.